Molecule: messenger RNA, 2937 nt
Organism: Caenorhabditis sp. 36 PRJEB53466
Lineage: Eukaryota; Metazoa; Nematoda; Chromadorea; Rhabditida; Rhabditidae
Source: the annotation of a GenBank genome assembly
AUGUUUGCAGGUAAAACAAGGCUUUUCACAAAUAAAAGUCUGAAAUUUUAAAAGAGAAGCGGGCAUUUUCGGAGCAAAUGCGCUCCCCCGUACUGGGCAGCACUGAUCAAUAACUGAAAGUUCGUCACUUCACUCUUCUCGACGUCGGCUACUCGCUUUCCGCUUGCUUCUCUGGCACCCUCUCGCACUGAAGCACUCUCUCGCCCUCCCGGACAAAUAUCCACUCGCCGGUGCUGAACAGACAUUUCGGCUCAUUAUCGGGUGUACGCACUGGAUUUCUCCCCAGGUUUUCGCAAAAAAGAGAACGAUUUGCAACGUCUUCGUGGUUUUUACACAAAAAACCAGUUUUUCUGCUUUUUCUUAUCUAAAAUCGAUAUAUUCUCGGUCAUUCUUCGUGUUACACGCGUAAUAACCUCAAUUGUUCUUUUCAUUUCCCAUGCAAAUCGAUAAUAUCUUGCAGGCGCCAUGACUGCGGACGCCAAUCGGAGCGAAUCACUCUUAUGCAUGGACAAGGCCAGAGAGGCCAUCAAAGUGAGCUUUUGCCUUUUAAUGUGAUUAUUAUUAGAGCAAUUUUCAGUCUGGCGACACGGAAAAAGCACGCCGAAUGCUUUUGAAAGCGAAAAAAUUGGACCCCGGUCAGGAUAUUGAAUGUGAGUGUUUCAUGUUGAUUUUUUAGAAAAACUGAUUGGAAAACAUGCAAAUUUCCAAUAUUUUCAUAAUUUUUAGCUAAGAUUUGUGCUCAGACUCUAAAUUCAACAAGAAAUCGCAUAAAUCGUCGACGCACCAUAGAAACCACUACACUUCUCUGAAAUCUGCCCUUUUCCUCUGGUUUUUUGCGGAACUUCUGCUCGAGUUUCCGUGCAACUCUUUCACUCUCUCUCUCUGUCUCUCUCGCUCGUUUCACUGCGAAAAACAAGCGAAAAGUGUCUGAUUUCCUGGGCGAAACGAAGUGUAACGCACACAACUGGUCAUUUUCACGUUUUUGAGGAGAAACCCGAGAGAAAUCCAGAGGCGCAGAGAAAAGAGCCGCUGGAUGAAUGCGGAUUGACACUUUUUCGAUUUCUUUUGUUGAAAAUGCAUUCAGGAUAUGUUUUCUAAUCAAAUAUAACAAAACUUUGCAGUUUUGACGAAAAAGAUAGACGAGAUGACGUCGUCCUCCUCUUCUCAAUCCUCUUCGUCGCGGCCUUCCGAAGAACGGAGCUACGCGCACGACGAUCACUACGAAGAGCCGAAUCUGCGGAAUCGGAAAGCACGGAGCCCCGUCAAAAAGAAUGGUGAGCAGAAAGUUCCAGACUUUGUCUUGCUACUUGUUUAUCGAUCACUCUACGAGACCAUGCCUUUGUACCACUUGGUUUAAAACGUUUAUCUUGAAAGUUUCAGGCCGAUUAGAUCAUCUGGUCCGGAAAUAUAGAGCUUUGAAGCCAAAACGCCGUGUUUUUUAACGGGGUUUCGGCCUCAAAUCAAUAUAUGCCCAGAUUAUCAAAUCGGCCUGAAACUUGCAACAUGAAUACUCCAAACCAAGACGAAUAUCGGUGGGAAGUUAUAUUACGAUCGGAUGAUAGAUAGUCAUCAAUUCAUUUCAGGAAAAGUGGAGCCAGAAAAAGCAGCUCCGAAGCCACGUUCCGCGUCCAGAACACCGAAACUUGGCGUCGAUUAUACCGCUGAAGUAGGCAUAUUUUCAAUUUUUCCACGAAAAAUUCUCAUAGGAGCGUUUUUUUUUCCCAAGUGUUUCGAGUAUUUUCCCACCCAAACCGUAUAUUCUUGCAGCAAAAAGAGCUGGUGGAGCGAAUCCGUCACUGCAAAGAUUAUUACGAAAUUCUGAAAGUGGACAAGAAGGCGAGCGACGACGAUAUCCGCAAGGAGUACCGCAAAAUGGCACUCAAAUUGCAUCCAGACAAGUGCCGCGCGCCUCAUGCCACCGAGGCGUUCAAAGGUGAGCGCGAAAUGUCCACAAAUUGAUUGGAUUUUGAAAAUCGGUGCCAUUUUUCCAAACAUACAAUUUCAGCCCUGGGAAACGCGUACGCAGUGCUCUCGGACACCGACAAACGUCGGCAAUACGAUCAGUUCGGUGCGGAGGCGGCGAACGGAAGCACGCCGACGACGAGGAGACGCGGCGGCGGCGGCGGCGGCACGUUCUUCGAGCACGACUACGCCCACGGAUUCGAAGGUUACAUCCUCUUUUUCCGCUUUUCCAAAGUAGACCAUUUCAGCUGAUUUCACGCCGGAAGAGAUCUUCAACAUGUUCUUCGGCGGCGGAUUCCCGUCGGAACAGGUGCGCCGACGCGCCCGUUACGCCCAGCAACAGAACUACCAUCACUACGAGCAGCAGAGUCCCUACGGCCCCCUUCUGCAGCUGCUCCCGCUCCUCGCCAUCAUGGUCGUCGGCUUGUUGGCUCAGUUGAUGGUCGGAGAACCCGCCUACUCGCUCCAUCAGACAUCGUUAGUGAUUGUUUUCGUUUCUCGCCUCCGAACGGAGAAAAUUGCAGAAAGUUCUCGGUGAAACGGCAAACGACAGAUCUGCGGGUACCGUACUUUGUGCGAACAGACUUCGAAUCGAGCUAUCGGGGCAGAAUACGGCAAGUGGAGCAGCAGGUCGAGGACGACUACAUUCAGAAUCUGCGCAUGAACUGCUACAAAGAGCAGAACCUUAGUGAGCCCUUUUUUGAACUUUGGAAAUUUAUUUCAAGAGAACAUCUUGGAACACGUUGAAAGUUACCGAAAAAUGAGUAAUUUAGAGCUUUAAAAUAGGAAGUUAGCGUCCGUGUAAUAGAGGAUUAUGUGAAAAUCAGAUGUGUUCUUCCGGUUUUAACAAACAAAUCUGCAGAAGAGACGAAACUGUACCGGGCACGCUGGAUGCGAGACGAGGCGAUGAUGCGGGACGCGGAACGGACGCCCCUUCCGAGUUGCGUGCGUCUCAAUGAGAUCUACUCGCACUGA